Zingiber officinale is the source of this 2625-nucleotide messenger RNA. Its product is annotated as conserved oligomeric Golgi complex subunit 2-like. The coding region runs from base 52 to 2304 and encodes 750 amino acids. The record is from RefSeq and is a predicted model, not a curated record. The transcript has 13 exons. Lineage: Eukaryota; Viridiplantae; Streptophyta; Magnoliopsida; Zingiberales; Zingiberaceae. Gene Ontology annotation, cellular component: COG complex; membrane. Gene Ontology annotation, biological process: Golgi organization; protein transport; intra-Golgi vesicle-mediated transport.
UUCUUCUCUCCCUUUGGCCCGUCGUGCAGAUCCAGAUCCAGGAACUUCAUCAUGGCGGAGAGUCUCCUCCCACCUCGAUCGCCGACGGAUCUUUUCGGCGAUCCCAUCGACGCCAAGCCGCCCUGGUUCAACUCGUCGGCCUUCCUCGGUGAAGACUUCGAUCCCGAUUCCUACGUCGCUGACCUCCGCACCUUCGUACCCCUCGAGAGCCUCGCGGCUGAGCUCCGCUCCUACCUCGCUGACCUAAAGGCCGAGCUCAUCGAUCUCAUAAACCGAGAUUAUGCUGAUUUUAUUGGUCUCAGCACCCGCCUAGUCGAUGUUGACUCUGCUGCCGCACGCAUGCGCGCCCCGCUUGUCGAGUUCCGCGACAAGGUUGCUACUUUCCGCGCCGUCAUUGACGCCGCUCUCACCUCGAUCCGCAGUGGUCUGCGCCAGCGAGCUGAGGCUUCGGCUGCCAGGGAGAUUCUGGAGCUACUGCUCGAUACCUUCCAUGUAGUCUCCAAGGUUGAGAAACUUAUCAAGGAAUUACCAAGCUCUCAUUUUGGUCCAUCAAACACAGAGAUUGUCCCUGCUGAGAAAGUUUCUUCAGCCAAUGCUAAUGGCGCGCUAAAUACAGAAGUCGGGCCAAAUCAUAGAGAAGAUCAAAGCAUUCUUUUGGAAAGAAUUGCAAGUGAAAUGAACCGGCUUAAAUUUUAUAUUAGCCAUGCGCAGGAUCUCCCCUUCAUUGAGAACAUGGAGAAGAGGAUACAGAAUGUUACUUUGAUGUUGGAUGGUAGCUUAGGCAAUUGUUUUGUGGAUGGACUAAAACAUCAAGAUGCAAAGUCAAUCUAUAAUUGCUUGCGCGCUUAUGCUGCUAUUGACAACACUUCAGCCGCUGAAGAACUUUUCAGGACAGUCAUUGUGUCACCUAUGAUUCAGAAAAUUAUUCCCCAUGACAACUUGCAGGUGGUUAGUGGUGCUUCCUUAGAUGAACUUGAGGAUGAUUAUCAGCAAAUAAUGCAAGGUGUCAAGAAGGAUUGCAAAUUUUUACUUGAUAUAUCUUCAACAGCAAAUUCUGGCUUCCAUGUUUUUAGUUUCUUAGCCAAUUCAAUCCUUAGAGAGGUUCUUAUUGCAAUUCAAAAAGGGAAACCUGGGGCAUUUUCUCCCGGAAGGCCUGCAGGGUUCUUGAAGAAUUAUAAAUCAAGUCUUGGUUUCCUUGCAUUUCUUGAAGGCUAUUGCCCAUCUAAAUCUGCUGUUGUUAAGUUUCGAUUAGAAGUUGUGUAUCUGGACUUCAUACGACAGUGGAAUGUUGGGGUGUAUUUCUCGUUGAGGUUUCAAGAAAUUGCUGGUGCACUGGAUUCUGCUCUUAUGGCAUCUAAAGUUAAUCCUGUUGACAUUCAUGGGAACCAUCAUAAGUUGACAUUGAAGCAAAGUAUUACAUUAAUGGAAAGCUUGAAAUCUUGCUGGAGUGAUGAUGUUCUUAUUAUUGCUCACUCCGACAAAUUUCUUCGAUUGUCUUUGCAACUUAUUUCGAGGUACUCAACUUGGCUAUUUCAUGGUUUGUCUGCUCGAAAAUCACGAAAUGCUAGCACAAAUGCAUCCCAGAACUUUGAAUGGGCUAUUUCUGCACAAGUAGAAAUUUUUGUCUAUGUAAUGCAUGAUAUAACUGUACUUGUCGGAGAGAUUUGCGGUGACUACCUUGGACAAGUACUUCAAGCUCUUGGUUCAUGCUCAGGAGAAGUUGUUGAUCUUGUAAGACAAAGUAUAUUGCAAGCUGGAAGAACAUUGGAAGAUCUCUUGCCGUCUGUAUUGGAUACAAUGAUUGAGGCAAUAGUUGAGAAAUCUGUGGAGGACUUAAGGCAGCUGAAAGGAGUCACUGCAACAUAUAGGAUGACUAAUAAACUUCCUGUAAGGCCUUCACCGUAUGUGUCAUUAAUUCUCAGACCACUGAAGGUUUUUUUUGAAGGAGAGCUAAUGAAGUUUUUAACAAAAGAUGCUCAGAAUCAACUUUUGCACGGUGCAACAGAAAAGAUCACUACUCGGUAUUAUGAACUAGCAUCUGAUACAGUUAAUGUGGCAAGGAAAACAGAGUCCUCUUUGUUGAGGUUGCGCCAAGGUGCACAACGGCGAGUUGGAGCAACUUCUGACGCCCAGGAUAAUAAUAUUUCUGACACAGAAAAGAUUUGCAUGCAGCUAUUUCUUGACAUUCAGGAGUAUGGUCGCAACCUUUCUGCUAUGGGAGUCGAAGCAACCGAGAUAUCAGCAUUCCGUUCCUUGUGGCAGUGUGUUGCUCCUGAAGACCGGCAAUCGCAAAUCACAUUUUGAAGAGUUCCAUUCCCGCAAUAAAGGGUCCAUUCGAUUGCAUCAGGAGAUAAAGUAGAAUCUGUGCCUGUAAUAUUAUACACUUCACAACUUUUAAAAGCUAAAUUUACUAUUGCUUAGAAGUUUUGUGAGAUGGCCCGAUUGAACAGAACUUGAGCUGUUGUGAUAUGCUUUUAGAGAGCUCAUGGAAACAUUCUUUUAUUUUCUAAAGAUAGGGAACAAAAACUGUCGACACGAGGCCAUGAAAAAGGAAUUCUCUCUACAAACCGUAUAGUUCGUUGCAUUUUAUAUUAUAUGAAAUAUCAUUUUGAUUCCUUCAUUCAA